CAUGAUCCAUGGUGUGCGUUGGUGAAAUCUACAACAACUUCUUUUUUUGUCUUCAGGUUGGCAAGAUUUGAGCAUUUUACUUAGCAGUCAAUUGUUGUCCAGUGACAGUGAGUAGUAACUUCCCCAUCGCUGAACUGCCACGACCAUUUUCUUGAUUACUAUUACUUGGCGCAUUGCAAUAUGAAGGCGGUACUUCAACGAGUCAAGUCCGCCUCGGUCACCGUCGACGGACAACUUGUGUCGUCGAUCGGCCAGGGGCUGCUUGUGCUUGCCGGUGUAGGCAAAGAGGACACGGAAAAAGAUGCCGAUACGAUGGUUGGCCGAAUAUUGAAAGCCAAGCUUUGGUCCGAUGAGAAUGAGAAACCGUGGAAGAAGAACGUCCAAGAUAUCGAUGGAGAAGUGCUUUGCGUGUCACAAUUUACCCUCUAUGGCGAGUUGAAGAAGGGAAGCAAGCCGGACUUCCACGCCGCAGCCGAUGUGGAGACUGCGCGCAAACUCUACGACUACUUUUACCAAAAACUGAGCAACAGCUACAAGCCUGAGCGGGUGAAGAAUGGCAUCUUCCAGGCGAUGAUGGAGGUCGAGCUCAAAAACGACGGGCCGGUGGGUGUAGAUUACCGCAGUGAAGAUGCGGUGGUCACGAUCGAGAUCAACACCCAACUACCCAAGAAGGAGAAGAAGGAGAAGGAGGCCGAGCCGCAAGAAACGCGGCCUCAGACUUUCGAGUUCAAGAUACCCGCGGAGUUAUUGGAUUGAUUGAUGGAAGGGCGUCACGAUGAAAUUACGAAAAAGAAUGAUCCCUCGAGAUUCAGGUCGGUUCAGGUGUAUAUAAAAAGUUCCUUAUAGACAUACCCAUAAAUAGAUUUGGG
Molecule: messenger RNA, 869 nt
Organism: Aspergillus fijiensis CBS 313.89
Lineage: Eukaryota; Fungi; Ascomycota; Eurotiomycetes; Eurotiales; Aspergillaceae
Product: D-aminoacyl-tRNA deacylase
Exons: 7
Coding region: 181-756 (191 amino acids)
Biological process (GO): tRNA metabolic process
Cellular component (GO): cytoplasm
Molecular function (GO): D-tyrosyl-tRNA(Tyr) deacylase activity
Source: RefSeq, a predicted model, not a curated record